This is a messenger RNA of Lucilia sericata (common green bottle fly), 2358 nucleotides long. It is a transcript of the gene barr, whose product is annotated as condensin complex subunit 2. The coding region runs from base 25 to 2313 and encodes 762 amino acids. Gene Ontology annotation, cellular component: condensin complex. Gene Ontology annotation, molecular function: chromatin binding. Gene Ontology annotation, biological process: mitotic chromosome condensation. Lineage: Eukaryota; Metazoa; Arthropoda; Insecta; Diptera; Calliphoridae. The record is from RefSeq and is a predicted model, not a curated record. The transcript has 4 exons.
CAACAAACAAUAAUAAAGGAGAAUAUGACACCAGCCCAUACAGAUUCUCCUUUAAGGCGUUCAGAAGUGGGUAUUUUCCGAGAGGGACAACAAAAUGUCACUAUCAAUGACGAUGAAGAGGAAAGACGGCAGGCCAGAAGAAGAACUUUAUUGGCUGGCAAUAAUACGGGAGAGUCGUCGACCUUUGAAGAGAAUGAAACAUUAAAGAAAUGUCUGGAAAUCUAUAAUGGCAAUAAGUUAAGCAAAGAAAAUGCCUGGUCUCUUUCGCUCAUCGAUACAUUGUCCACUUUGCUGGAAAGGCAUCAUAAAUCUUUAAAUAAUUUUAAGGUGGCUGGUUCCUCUUUAGAGGCUUCUUCUAAGGUUUAUAGUUUAAGAGUAGAUUCCAUACAUUCAGAUGUCUUGCGCAUGUCUGCUGGCCUUAAUGCUCAAAAGUAUAAAGAGAAACGCAUCGAUGAGGAUGAUGACGAUGAGGCUGAAAAUGAAGUGGCCACGGGUGGAGAUGGCAGUAAUGAUCCUAAUGCUAGUGCUGCUGGUAUAGAGGGAGCUGAAAAACAAGCGGCUAAACCUAAAGCCAAGAAACAGCGUAAAAAUCUUUCCACGGUAACUAAAAACAAGGAUACCCUAAAUGCCCGUUUAGAUACGGUACCCCUGCAAGAUCCUGUUUUUGGCAAAUUAAACUCCAUUGUUGGCUCCAUCAACUCCUCGAAUCGUUUGAUGAAUAACAUACUACUCACACAUGAUUCAGAAUUACGCUUAAGGACUACUUUCCUUAUAUGGGAUAAACAAGAACUACCCAAUUGUGAUUUUACCGAGGAAGUAGAUUUACAUACCGACAAUGAGGCGGAAUUGGCUCCUUGUGAUCGUUUGUUUAAAAUGAAACGUCCUGAGGAUAUUCAGCUGCGUCCUUUACAUGGUGGUUAUGUUAUAUCCGAUACUCCAGAAGCUAAAGAUGAGGAUGAUGAGCAGGAUAAACGUUCUCGUUUAAAUAGUAUACAAUCGGAUGAUGAUGAUGGUCCGCCGGGUUGUAAUGAUGAUGAUAUGAUGAUGGGAGGCGGCGGUGGUGGUGGUGAUAUGUGUGAUUUGGCACCAUUCGCCAAUACUAAUGAAAUGGGUAUGGCUUUCGAUAUGAAUGCUGAAUGUGAACCUAUGCCUAUGUUGAGUCAGCAGGUGCCAAUAAUGGAUGUUAAUUAUGAGGAAUUGGAUGAUUUGACUACAGAGGAACGUACCGCCAUUAAUAACUGUCGCGGACUGCGCAAAGCGCCCAUUCUCAUCGAGGAUUUACGCCCAGUCGAUGCAAGCUCCAAACUUGAAUACUCUUAUCGUCCACUCGAUAAAAUCUCACAAUUUUGGGCAGGACCCUCUCAUUGGAAAUUUAAACGUGCUCGUACUGUACGCUCCAGUUUAGCAGUCCAACAACAAACCGAAGUUGGUGGUCGAGCAACAAAUCAAAGAGGCACUAAACGGGCCAAAAAGGCUUUGGACAAAAGUAAAUCGAAACAAUUGAAAUUUGGUGAAUUUCACGAUGAACUCUUUAUAAAAUACGAUGACAAGUUCAAGAGUCGUAAGGUUAACAUACAAAAGAAAUGGGAUCAACGCAAACUAAAACUGCCAAUUGAUAUGCAAUUGGAUAUGGACAGAUUUUUCUAUUAUUCCCUGGCACCUGGUUUGCCGGUGCACAUAAAGGGUGCAGAACAUGCGGGCGUUACAAUAUGUGAUGGCUCUGAAGAGGACACUUUGCAAAAUAAUAUGGAUCAUAUGGCCACAGAUGAUCAUCAUUUCGGACAAGAUGAUGACAUGCAACACGAUAAUAUGCCCAUGAGUGAAGAAAAUCACACACGCAACAUGACAAAUAUGGGUGAUGGCCUAGGAAAUGAGGAAGGUUUGGAAAAUAAUUUUGCCCCCAGUGAGGGCAAUGGCAAUGAUACGAUACUGGAAAUAGCCACCGAUUAUGAGGGAGCUCCCACACAGGUUACCAAGAUUAUAGUACCUUUUGCCAAGCGUGCCAAAGUGAUUGAUAUGAAAAAUCUUAAACGUAGUUGUACAGUAUUGCUAACCAAACAGCUUAAACAGCCAAUUGUUGAGAAGGAGCUGCCGCAACAUCCCAUACCCAAACAGGAAGAAUACCAAGAUGGUGUUGCCAGUUUCCAUGAAGUCUAUGAACACCUGCCCGAGCUAUUGUCACAAAAUAUGACUGCGGCCCUCUCCACCUCCAUAGCAUUUUACUCUGUGUUACAUUUAGCCAAUGAACAUAAUCUGCGCUUAAUACCCCAACAAGAUCUUAAAGAUUUCAAAAUACGCAAAGUGGCAGGAUAGUUUAGGUGGUUUUCAAUUUAUUUUUACUUACAAUUUUUUUUUUUU